CCUCUUUUUCCUUUUCCUGUGUCGUCACGUUUAGCGGGUUUCCUAUUACCUAAGAAUUCCAACGACGAAUGCGAUCUUCGAAAAGGAAAAUAUUCCACCGUGCUGUCACGGAACCUCGGACCGGGUAUAUAUGUAAAUGCUCGUCGGCGAGUGAGUGAGGGCACCUCACUCUUCGAAGCGGAACGCGAAGGGCGGUGGUGAGAGGGGGGAAAGGUCGAGGGACUGGGCGAUUUGAGACCCCGAUAUGUCGGCCGCCGAUGACCGGCUCACGAUUCUGCGAAAGGACCUCGCGACGCCGACUGUCGACCGCAUCGGAACCAACUUAGUGCCGCCCAAUACCGAGGGCUUGAAGAUCAUCGUCUGUGGCGUGGUGCUGGUUUUCCUGACGGCGCUAUGGACCUACCUGCGAUUUUGGAGCCUCAGACAGAACGGCCGGGCGUGUCUGAUAGAGGACUGGUUUAAUGUUGGGGCGGUGGCUUUGUUCUAUUGUCUCGUGGCUACGGAUUUCGUCAUGGUGCUUGUGGGUGGUAUGGGUUACCACGAUUAUGAACUGCAGGCAUGGCAUCUUGCCCGACUCUUGAAGGCUAUCUACGCUCGCCAAUUCCUAUACGCGGCUUCUUUAGGUCUCAUUAAGAUCAGCGUUAUCCUCAUGUUUAUGCGUUCUUUCUUCGGCACAGUAUUCAUGUUAGCCGCCAAGGCUACGAUAGCUUUGACGGUCGUCUGGAUGUUGAUGAUCGUGCUUGUCAACUUAUUCAUGUGUCAUCCGAUCAACAUGUACUGGGAUCUUCAAAUGCCCGGAGGAUUUUGCGGGGAUCAAAGGGCAGCCUUCGCCUCGGUAGGCAUCGUGGAUAUCGCAAACCAUCUGAUAAUUCUGAUGUUGCCCUUGCCUAUGAUCUGGAAGCUUGGGGUGGAAAUCCGAUAUAGAGUUGCCACCGUCUGUAUAUUCACGAUUGGCAUUCUUGCACUGGUAUUCGGUACCAUUAACCUAUGCAUGAUCCUGCAAAUCGACUACAACGACCUCUCGUACACAGCAGUCCAAACCACAAUUUACGGGGCCAGCGAAAUCGGCGUCGCCAUCAUCGUAUCGAAUUCUCCGCUCCUCCGACCCGUUUUCGACCGAGUGCUCCCGGUUUGUAGAUCCGAAGUCUCAACGUGGCGAGAGAAGGGUAGCGAAAUGGUCAUGGCAAGGAAGCGCAAGAGUACUAAAUCUAGCGGAUUCACGCAGAUGAUGGGCGAAUCGCAAGAGGAUCUUGAGUUGGGUAAUAUGGGAGCGCACCGAGCGCGGCGGAACACGCAUAUCACGGUUGGCAAGCGGCCGCCGUCCCGGGAUGACGAUGAUGACCGCUCCAUACACAGGAUCGUAGUGACGAGCGAGACUAUAGUCAGCAGAGACAAGGGGGAGCUCUGAUUUUCGAAAGAUUUCUUUUCAUCAAAUCCUAUGCGGUCUAGAAAAAAGGAAGCAAAAUCGGGCGGCGAGGCUGGCAUGAUUUUUAUCCAUACGUUCAAAACGAAGGGUCUUCGCAACUAACGUUUAGACCAUUUUCUCAGAGAUGACUGUUU
Messenger RNA from Annulohypoxylon maeteangense, 1560 nucleotides. RefSeq lists its product as uncharacterized. Bases 245 to 1408 code for a protein of 387 amino acids. Lineage: Eukaryota; Fungi; Ascomycota; Sordariomycetes; Xylariales; Hypoxylaceae. The transcript has 3 exons. The record is from RefSeq and is a predicted model, not a curated record.